Messenger RNA from Schizosaccharomyces octosporus yFS286, 2370 nucleotides. RefSeq lists its product as uncharacterized. Gene Ontology annotation, molecular function: transmembrane transporter activity. Gene Ontology annotation, cellular component: membrane. The record is from RefSeq and is a predicted model, not a curated record. Gene Ontology annotation, biological process: transmembrane transport. The transcript has a single exon. Lineage: Eukaryota; Fungi; Ascomycota; Schizosaccharomycetes; Schizosaccharomycetales; Schizosaccharomycetaceae. Bases 416 to 2182 code for a protein of 588 amino acids.
UCUCCACAUAUUUACCAUUCUAUUGUAGCAAUGAGGUUAUGUAUUCUUUGUCAAUUUCGCCAAAAAAACAAGCAAUUUAGCAAUUUCUAAGUCUGUUCAUUGUUCAAUGAAUACGAUAAGAUAUCUAAAUAAUCGAGAAAAUACAACACCGUCGACUAUAUAUACUAGGUGAAAUGCAAUGGUUUUUUGAUAUUGUGGUUCAUUCUUUUAUCCUUGCGUGUAAGGAAUUGAAACAAAAAAGAAAAAAGAAAGAAGAGUACUACGGACCGAUCGUGAACCUCUCCGUUUUUUAGACUGUAAUCUUUACAUUAUAAAUAUAUAAAAAAAAGAAAACGAUUGGACUUUUGUGACAGGAAACAAUUCUUAAUUAUAUACCCCCCCCCCCUUUCCCAAAAAAAAAGAGCAAGAGAGCAUCAUGAGCAACGAAGAAAAAGACAAUCGUCUUACUUAUACAUAUGGAAGUCGAAGUUCAGAAUCCUCUGACAACGAAGAUAAAAAAGGUCCUCAUGCAUGGACACUAAAGUCGACAGAUGUCGAAGCAAAGGUUGAUGAAGUCGACGUGGAUAACGAGUUGGGACCACCUAUCCCACCUAGUACUUUAUACUCCUUAUUCUUUGGAAAAAAGCAAAAAAUAUCUAAUGAUGCAACCGCUACUCAGUACUCUGUUUACGAUGAUGCUACCCUACGUGAAGCGUAUUACCCUAUUGAUACCUAUGAAAGUAUACACCGGUUCGACACAGGUUUCCGGUGGAAAUGGGGAGAAGAAAAACGACUUGUUAGAAAAUUGGACCUGCUCAUUUUACUUUGGACGUGUAUUAUGUUCUUCGCACUGGAGUUGGAUCGUGCCAAUAUCAAACAAGCCCUAAGUGAUAACUUUUUGGGUGAUCUAGGCAUGACUACAAAUGAUUACAACAAUGGAAUGAUUGUCUUUUAUUGUUCCUUUUUACUUGCAGAAUUACCAUCACAACUCGUCAGUAAACGUGUUGGUCCUGAUCGUUGGAUUCCUACACAAAUUACUUUAUGGAGUAUUGUCACUAUAUUUCAAAUCUUUUUAAAAAACAAAGCUUCUUUUUAUGGGACCCGAGCAUUGCUUGGUGUUUUAGAAGGUGGAUUCAUUCCCGAUGUAGUUUUGUAUCUUUCAUAUUUUUACACUGGUUCUGAGCUAAACCUUCGUUUUUCCGUCUUUUGGAUUUUCCUUUCCAUUGCCGAUAUUUUUGCUGCUUUCUCUGCUGUCGGAAUUCUCAAGCUGGGUGGUAUUCAUGGGCUUUCUGGCUGGCGCUAUCUCUUUUUGAUUCAAGGUCUCAUUACAUUAACCAUUGGAUUGCUCUCGUAUGGCAUGAUGCCUUCUGGACCCACUACCACUGCUUCUUGGUUUCGCGGAAAAAAGGGUUGGUUUAGUGAACGACAGGAAAAAAUCAUUGUCAAUCGGGUAUUGAGAGAUGACCCAUCAAAGGGUACUAUGCACAACCGCCAAGCGUUAACUCCUAAACUGUUUUGGAAAGCCAUUUGUGAUUAUCAUUUGUGGCCAUUGUAUGCUAUUGGGAUUUGUUUCAAUAUUCCGUAUAUUCCACCAAACAAUUACUUAACGCUGAACUUGAAGAGUCUUGGAUUUUCGACAGUUAAAUCCAACUUGUUGGUUCUCCCAUCGACAUUCUUAACAAUCAUCAAUUUGUUAGCAAUCUCUUUCUUCAGUGAAAUGGUUGGUGAGAAAACACUUGUUUGCAUGGGUCCACAGUUUUACGUAUUACCUCUUUUAAUUGCCUUGUAUGUUUUACCCGCAUCAACCAGUAAAUGGGUAUUGUAUGUACUCUCUACCAUGAUUGUUGGAACGCCUUACGCACAUGCCAUACAGGUGGGUUGGAACUCUCAAAAUUCAAAUUCUGUUCGCACUCGCACAGUUUCCGCAUCCCUAUAUAAUGUUUCAGUUCAAAUCGGUAGCAUCAUGUCUUCUUUAAUUUAUCGGGCUGACGAUGCUCCUCGCUAUCGACGAGGAAACCGCGAUCUCAUUGCCAUUACUUGUCUGAACAUUGUUAUUUAUUUAUUUACCAAAUUCUUCUAUGUCCAUAUAAACAAAAAAAGAGAUAAAAUAUGGAAUGGAAUGACGGAAGAGGAGAAAAAAAUAUAUCUCGAUACUACAACGGAUGAAGGAAACAAAAGAUUGGAUUUCCGUUUUCUUCAUUAAAAAUUCUUCCCAUAAAUAUUAGAAAAAUCCUCUACUGUUUUGAUGAAUUCAACGACAAUUUUUUGAUAAUAAGUCUAUUGUGACUCAAUCUUAUAUUUCUAGUUUACUAUCUAUUGAAAUUCGCAUCAAGUAGAGGAAUGUCAUAACUUUUAUACGAUAUUACUCAUAGUGUAAUAAAAUAACACUUA